GUAACCUGGCGGAACGCCUCUCUUCCGAGAGUUCCCUGAUACGGGAUGAAACAGUUUCUCAACUGUUUGCUUUCAUUCUGCACCGAUCUGCGGAACGUGGAGAUAUCAUCGGCGCCAAUGUCAUCCACCGUCUGCUGAAGGCAAAGACUAUGUCUAGUCGUGUCUCUUCUGCUCUCGUGGCUUACAUCUCGGCCGUCGAUGCGGAAGAACUUCAAGGGAUCAGUUAUUAUAAGGCGGCAACACCGGAACACACAGCGGUUGUGUGCGCGAUGAUUCCCAAGGUGGAAGUCGUUCGUAACAAAUCGCUGGCCCAACUGGAGAAGAAUCUGCAGGCCGGAAACACCGUGCAGAUGCUUUCCGAGUGCUUCUCGGCGCUCUUGCAAGCCUACUCGGUUGCAGGUGAAGGUGAUGCAGCGUAUACUUGGGCGGAAUCCGCCGACGAGGAGGUGAAGACCAAACUUCAGCGCAUCUUCGAAGCUACUCAGAAGGAAUUACUCGAGUCGGCGCUGGACCUCACUCAAGUGAAUGUUCUUCUGAGGGCUGCCUCGCUAUUCCCUUCCCUGGAUCGGGAGCAGGUUCUGAAACACAUUGCCACUGACCGUAAAAGAAGCGCGUUGACGGAGAAUACGGUGGCCUUGGUCGGUGCUCUGCUUCAGGAUUCGAAUGAUGCGGCCAAGCCAGAAAUGAAGAGGUGGUUCUUGAUGGUGUUUGAUUACCUGACGAGGCGCUUUGCGGAAGAUGCUGUGUUGACCGGCAAAGUGGCCGCGUUUGCGAAAGCACUGGGUGGACUUAUUGCACGGAAGGAGAUCAAACUCGAGAAUAUCAUCCCGAAAUCGACAUUGAACGCAGUUUUGGAGGCAGGCCUGGAAAAGCACAUCAAUGUCCCGGAGGUUGUUUACUUGGCUGUCAACUUGGUCUCGCUGUCGUCGCAAAAGUCACUUAACCUCGCAAAGCUCCUGCAGAUGGUCCUUGGACACACUGACAACCCGCUUGCCCAGCGGGAUACGAUCUAUGAGGCAGAGGAUAUCCACCAUCACGUUGCAUUCCUCAUCUCGAAACUCUUCCUUGCUGGCAAGACUUCACUAUGCAACAUCGGAACGAUGAAUGGUGUCAUGGCGCUGUACCGCGGAACUAACGGCCACAUCGACGGCCUUCUUCUCAUGAUCAUCACUUAUAUCGAGGGUCAUCUGGCGCGCAGUUGUGCUGCGAGUGUAGCAUCUUGGUCGGUUUCGGAGAGCACUGAGAAGCCACUCAUUUCCAACGUUCGCGGCCGGCUGGAAGUCGUGGUCAAUGCCAAGUUGCUUGCGAAGAGCGUCUUCCAUCUCACCCCCGUCACCAGCAGUGCUGAGAUUGAAUCCCUUGAUUCGUACCUCGCGGGCGUUAAGGACAAUACUACACCUCUCGGGAAGGCGUACGAUCCUCGUUUCAUGCUUCCGGCGAUCACAUUUUGCUUGGUGUCUACUGCGCACAUCAUAGACGCCCAAGCAGCCAUUGAAAGGAACUGUGUUGCAUACGCUAUGGCGUGCCUUUCAUCCGAAGAUGCCAACAUCCGAGAAAUGGCUACUCGAUUUCUCAGCUCUGUGGUGUCGAAGCUCGAAGAAUCACCGUAUCGCAACAAGACACAAAUCAGCCACUUGAUCUUGGGACUUCUUGCUUCCUUUUCUUCUCAAGAAGAAGAAACGAAGAAUCAGCCACUCCCAUCAGCCAUGGGAAUCUUCCUCGCGCAAGCUUCUCAAGUCCUCGCCAAUCCUACCCACUUCCUGUACGAGAAGGUGAUGGAGCUCCUCCUCCGCGGUCCCCUGCUGCAGUUACACGACCUCCCACUCAUGCUCAGCACACUCCAAGUCGGCGAGGAGCACCACAAGGAGGUGGCCUGGAUCCUCAACAUCCUAACCGCAGGCCUCAAGACGGAGAAAGACCUGGUACUCUACCGCAAGCGCAAUGUCUUCGGCAACGUGUUGAACCUGUACAUCUCGCCCAACUCUACCGACCACGCAAAGGAGCGGGUCCUAGGAUUGCUAUGGAACGCGGCGGCGAUUGAGGGCGGCGGCACGACACUCAUCACCAGGAACGGCGCUAUCGCUUGGAUCGAGCAGAUGCUGGGCGUGUCGACUGGCGAGGACCUGAUGCUCAAGAGGCUCGCGGCUAGACUGUGGGAGGGCUCGGCAAAAACUCAUGUCAAGGAGUGGAGUCGCGGGAGUUUGAGUGCGCACUUUGUUGGUGAUGGGGCUAGGCUGGGGGCGCAGAUGGAGGUGGAUGUCGAGACUUAGAUGCGGGCUACUUAGCAGUGAUUUCUAUUUGUAAGAUAUAUGUACGGCGAUCCAUGUAACUACCUGCGGCUCGGGAGCAUCAAUGGUAGUCAGGAUGGAGUCUGGUUUUGUAGUUCCUGGUCUCGCUACCGUCGUGCACUGAUACAGAAAUGUGG
This is a messenger RNA of Tricharina praecox, 2425 nucleotides long. RefSeq lists its product as uncharacterized. Gene Ontology annotation, biological process: maturation of 5.8S rRNA from tricistronic rRNA transcript (SSU-rRNA, 5.8S rRNA, LSU-rRNA); maturation of LSU-rRNA from tricistronic rRNA transcript (SSU-rRNA, 5.8S rRNA, LSU-rRNA). The record is from RefSeq and is a predicted model, not a curated record. Gene Ontology annotation, cellular component: nucleolus. The coding region runs from base 150 to 2270 and encodes 706 amino acids. The transcript is spliced from 2 exons. Lineage: Eukaryota; Fungi; Ascomycota; Pezizomycetes; Pezizales; Pyronemataceae.